AUGAUAUUACUUCUAUUAUUGGGAACAAUUAAUAUUAUCUAUACAAUUGAAUUAAGAUCAAAUAAAUUAAUUGAAAAUAUUUGCAAUACAUUGUAUAGCAAUGACAGUCUUUCACUCGAUGAAAAUCAACAAUGGGAACUUAUCUGUCAAGAAUUAUUCCAUUCAAAAGAUGAUGAUCAAUCUAUUAUAGAAGAACAACGUAAUACUAUGGAUGAAAAUAUUUCUCAAAACAAACAGAUGCGUAAAGCUAUAAGGGUUACAGAUGGUAUUCUUAGUGGUAAAAUUCGUGGUGGUGGAAGUCGUGGUGGAAGUCGUGGCGGUAGUGGAAUUCGCGGUGGUAGUGGAAUUCGUACGUCGCCUUCUGUCAUAAGAUAUCACAAUACUCGUACGGGAGCAACAAUAUCUCGUCCAAAUGGAUGGCUGUGGAGUCGAUCUCGAUUAGUGUUUCUUCCAUUAGCUAUACGAUAUUCUCAUCGAUCUCGUUCAUCAUCUAAUCGAUUCACAACACCAGCUACUGGCUCACAGACUUAUUAUUAUUGUACAUCAAAUAAUGAUGGUUCAGCUGAAAUUCAAUGUAGUUCUAUUAAUAGUGAUUCACAAUGUUGUGAAGAUCAAACAAGUCAACAAGUAUUUUGUUGUGGUGGUGAUAUUCCAGAUGAUUAUAUUGAAGAUAUGAAUCGAGCAACAAGAAGAGUAGCACAAAUAUUUUAUACUCUUACAGCAUUAACUUUAUGUAUGCAUUUGUUUGUGCGACGUUUCUAUCGAUGA
Rotaria sordida is the source of this 768-nucleotide messenger RNA. The record is from the annotation of a GenBank genome assembly. Lineage: Eukaryota; Metazoa; Rotifera; Eurotatoria; Philodinida; Philodinidae.